AACAGACACGGCAAGCCAAUCGUUUGCAAAUCUAUCGAAUCCCAUGUGAUUCGACAACCUUAGCGAACAAAAUUGGAUCCGUCCUCAGUCCAACCUCACCAUCUCCCUCGAGGAUCCAUGGCGCGUGUUGUCGAUCGUACUCGAACAAGAAGAUGAUCGCUGCAUCCCAGCCGUCUGAUCCGAGAUCACCACGCCCUAUCCCAACGUCGCCGUCGUCGGUACGUCGCUACGGGGAGUCGGUACAUCGACGUACUAUAAUACAAGGGGACCCUUAUUUGUACCCAGCUAACUGAAGCCGUCCAUCUCCUCUUCGUCCAAUCAGACGGCCUCCAGCCUCCGUAUCACGGUGCUCUGGUUACCUCCUGUCUCCUCCCUCUCCCGACUAUGGCAAAGCUUAAAAGUUUGCGCCGUAUCGUCACUUGCGGUGACCGUAAUCGAGUUGAAGCGAAAUGCCAAUGCUACCCCUAAUGUGCAUUGUGAAUCAACGGUAUCGUCACCAUUUAUUGCGGACCAUCGAAAGGCAUCGGUCAGUUAACGCACCGAGUUACAGAGUCGGUAUUAUCACCGAGCAGUUGGAACAGUUAACGCACCAUUCCCGUUGCAAUGGGUCUUUUCAAAAUCUCCCGCUUUCCUGGGUACGGCCGUCCAGACCACCAUACUGUGUACGAACAGGGUUCUGGUUGUGUACCGUCCAUCAUACGACACGUCACACAUCUUAAGGUGGGUACUCAUCCGCAUAGAUGCGGAAGCAGAUAUUGGAGACACAGUGAGACCGGCUAUCGGCGGUCGACAGUCCGAGCUCUCCUAUAAAAGAACGACCCUUCCCACUCUCCAUCUCCGCUUCCGUUCUUGCGAAACCUGCAGGGCCUUUUUUCCGAUAUAUUUCCCAAUAAAUUAGCUCUUUUUGGGAUAAGGGAGAGCGAAGGCUGAAAGGAGAUGAAGCUGAAGGGAAAGAUACAUCCGUCGCCGGCGGCGCAGCUUCCCGCCGCUGGCUCGCCCCAGCAGCAUCAGAGCCACGACGCCCUGGCGGUGCUCAGCCUCCUCCCGGCGGCGAUCCUCGCGCUGACGGCGGUGAUGGGGAAAGAGGACAGGGAGGUGCUCGCUUACCUCCUCACACGAUCGAUCGAGGGCUGGGCGGAGGACCGGCGCCAUUGCCAGAGGCCGGGCCGAACCCAGCACCGUCCGGUCUUCGGCUGCGGGUGCUUCGACUGCUACACCGGCUUCUGGUCGCGGUGGGAUUGCUCCCCCGACCGCGAGCUCAUCCACCAGGCCAUCGAGGCGUUCGAGGAGCACCUGGCGAGCUCGGAGAGCAAGGGCGGGGCCAGCGCGAGGGUGCGGCGGAGGGAGCGCAAGGCGGCGCAGCGGGCGGAUAAGGGCAAGAAGAUUAAGGGGAAAGAGACGGACAUGGCUCGGAGAAAGCCGGAGGAGGUGGAGAAGGAUGCCGCGCUGACGAUGGUGGGAGAAGCGGAGAGCGUCUCCGACGAGGAGGCGCCGGUGUCGGAGACGGCGGAGGAGGAUGAGGGGGCCGAGACCGGGAGCGGCGAGCGGCGGAGGGGGUGGGCGGACGUGAUUGGGGUAUUUAAUUCGCGCUUGUGGAGCCUCUGGAGUCCGGGCGCGUGACGUGUCGCCUGUGACUGGGGAAAAAAAUAGAGGAAAAAAUUAGAAGAAAUAUAUUAAAUACUUUUUAAUCCGCUCUGUGAAAAUUAUGCUUUCUGUUUGUUUUGUUAGUUUCUAUUUUCCCUGUAAAUUCCGUAAAUUUUUCUCACUAUUUCCGAUAGCAUCGUUAUAUAUUAUGGAAAGCAGGGGGUGUCUUUUUGGUGGAAACAGUAGAAUGUAUUGUACAUAUUAUUACAUAUAUUCUUGGGGUCUCCAUAAUAUGAUAUUACAUCUUGCAGAA
Molecule: messenger RNA, 1897 nt
Organism: Musa acuminata AAA Group (dessert banana)
Lineage: Eukaryota; Viridiplantae; Streptophyta; Magnoliopsida; Zingiberales; Musaceae
Exons: 1
Coding region: 937-1620 (227 amino acids)
Source: RefSeq, a predicted model, not a curated record